Molecule: messenger RNA, 3177 nt
Organism: Gasterosteus aculeatus aculeatus (three-spined stickleback)
Lineage: Eukaryota; Metazoa; Chordata; Actinopteri; Perciformes; Gasterosteidae
Gene: lrif1
Product: ligand dependent nuclear receptor interacting factor 1
Biological process (GO): regulation of DNA-templated transcription
Molecular function (GO): nuclear retinoic acid receptor binding
Source: RefSeq, a predicted model, not a curated record
CAAAACCGGAAGCUCGAUGUAACGGAAGCGGAAGUAACGGAAAGCGAAAAGGAAAACGUCUAAUAAUAAAUGCGAGUUAAACGGUGUUUAGACCGACCGACUAUCCCACCAUAGCAGACGGUCUCUCGGCACAACUAAGGCGGGUCGAACACCGUGUUUCUGCCGUUAGUCGUCGCCAACUCUGCGGGCGUUGGAGAACCCAACGGGAGCCCGUCCACCGGGUCCACCGGGUCCUCCGGGUCCUCCGGGUCCUCCGGGUCCUCCGGGCAGCCAUGUAUGGCGGAACGAAGGGGAAGGACCCGCUCCACAGUGGGACCGGUGUCUUCUACCAGGCAAUACCUGCCGUCGGGGCCGAUGGCAGAAACAUCAUGAAACUGAUUCCUGUACAAAUGGUCAAUGGACACGUUUUCAAAUCUCAAAUAAGCCCCCUCAAAACCGAUGCUACACAACCAAAAGCGUUAUCGUGGAAUAUCGCCUCAGCACCAGUUGUCUUAGUGAAAAAGACUUCUUCAGUUUCUUCUGCAACAGAGCGGAUCGUCAGCGAACAGGUUUCACUCGUGGGUUCGUCCCCUUAUGAAGUCGGUUUGGAUCCUGGUAAUUCACCCAACAAGCAUCCACGACAGCAACUACAACAGAGUGUCAAAACGUUGGCAGUUGUUCCUUCAAAGGCUUCACCUGCACACAGUGGAAACUCCGUAGGACCUCCAAGUCAGCUCCCAGUCCCAGUGCAUUCUCCAGCAGCCCCCCGAAGCCGGGGCACUGAGGUUCUCCCUACAGUCCCAGCAUCAACACUGCCUGCAGGUAUCUGGAAACAGACAUUCACUUCGUCAGCCAGCUGCUGUCCAGGUUCACACUUACCCUCGUCACCAACCACAAGUACGGAUGGAGGCGUUACUCCACAAAGGGAUUCUGCACUCAAUGCGCUCAAGUUGCUUUGCAAAAUAACAAAUACGACAUCAUGCGCACCACCAUCAAAAGGAUCAAAAUCACAUUUCAAUUUAAUUCCAAAGGUUCCACAAAGCCCCAACAGCCCUAAAAAGUGGUCCGUUGAAGAUAACAGCCCAACAGCUCCAACCCUUAAUCCUUUUUAUUCGUCUGUUACUUCAAAGAUUUUGCGAGUUCUCGCAGAGAGAGGAAAUGCUGGGAAGCCCUGUGAAAUUCUUCCAAAACCAGGUCCAACUCUUGAUUCUACAAAUCCCUCCUUUGCCUCAGAGAUUCUUCGAGAAAGAGAAAAGGCCAGAAAGGACUCUGAAGUCAUCACUAAAUCUAUUACUGAGUCAGGUCCGGGGAACAGUGGAGAAGAAAAGGCCAACGUCAUAGACCCGUGCAACAGGAAGCAACCACCACAACAGAGUGUACAUUUAAUGGCCGUAACACCCUUAGCUAACGGGGGAAAUACUGGACCUCUGAAUGAUCUUCAUGUCGCUCUGACAGCUCCAACACCCCCCAGAGGACAGUGGCCUCUCUCUACCCCUAAGGCACAAUUGUGGGCACUCCCAGCAUCUGAACGGCGUGCAGCUAUAAAGAAACCGACUUUUACUCCGUCAGCCACCUCCUGUCCAAGCUCAGCAUGUGCGGUCUCCAUGCCACUUAUCGCAAGUGUCAAUCAAGGUGCUCCAAGGGAUUCUGCACUUGAUACGUCUAAGUGGCUGUGCAAGACCGCAAAUAAAACAUCAACCGGUUCAGAACCAAAUUUAAAAUUAGUUCCAACGGUUCCACAAAGCCCCAACAGCCCUAUACAGUGGUCAGUUGAAGAAGGCAACUCGACAGCUCCAACUCUUGAUCCUUUUGAUUCUUCUGUGGCGUCAGAGAUUCCUCCAGUGGCUGCCGAGAGAGAGAACGCUGGGAAGCUCUGUGAGGUCGUUGGGAACUGGGUCUGCGGGUCGAGUCAGGGCAAAAACGGACAAAGACAGGAGAACCCUUUGGUAUUGUGUGAUGGAAAGCUUUUUUUUUGGGCCAAAAAUCACAUGCUGCCACAUAAAAAUGGAAAAAUGGAUCCAACCACAGUAGCAGGAAAAAGUUACGAAUCAGACAAAGCCAUUGUAGCUCCAACCCAACAGUCAGUUCCACCUGUGGAGAAGCCGGGCCAUGGAGUCCUCCACCCAGAUCCGUGGCGCCAAGUGAUUGACCUUUGUGACGACGACGACGCUGCUCCGAACGACUCGUUUCAACAAGCAGCUUCAGUUUGUGUGCCAGCAGUCACUGUUGUGGAUGAAGACAAUGUUAUAUUUGUAUCCUACACUCCACCCAACUCUGACUCUCAAGAUUUGAGACGAAAAUUACAAAUGGCUCAAAUAGAGGAACCGGACCAGACGGCCACAAGCAAUGUAACCGAACAAGAGCGCAUGCACGGUACGCCCGGCGCUCUCAGAGAGGAGGAACUUGGCCACAGCACGUCGGUCAACGACAGCCAGCAGCCCACCUCAGCCCAACAGAUGGAGCAUGUUAACCCCAGCAACGAGGGAACCCGCUCCAGGACGGACCGAGACCCCCACAUCAUUGAGACAGCCCUAGAGGAACUUUUUGAAGAAGAGGAGAGCAAGCUGCUUUCCACGCAGCAGCAGCCCCCGUCUCCACAGCCCAGACAGUGGAGCAAGAAAUCCAGCUUUACAGGAGCCUUCCAACCAAAGACGGGCCAGUUUCUGGUGGUGGAAGAAGAGUGACACCUUGCCAGUAUCUGUGUGUCCAAGCAUCCUCCACCCCUUCUGAAAGGGUGUUCUCCACUGCUGGAGAAAGAUCUCGUAUCCUUCCUGAGAGGGCAAUAUGAUCAUUUUUCUGCACAAGAAUUGUUGAUUUGCCUGAGUUGAUCGUUUUGGUCUUUACUGAAGACUGUGUGGACCAUUGACCAAUGAAUGUGAAAAUUAACAAUUUCCACAAUAGGCACACUUCUGGCACUUUACUUUGAGAAGUAACUCACGUACUUUAAGUUAGUUUUGAGGGUGCUACACAUACUUUGUGUAUACUCCGUGGUGUUAAUUAAAGCGAGUUAUAACAAACAAACAAAUUUGUACUUAUUCCUUCACCAAAUGAGAAUCGAUAAGGAAUCGGACCGUUAAGCAAUAUCGAUAAGGGAAUCGUAAAAAUCAAUUCCCAUCCCUCGAUAUGAGUGAGCGUUCUGGGUUCGUGGAUGACGUCAUCAUGACGCGUUAAUAUCGGCCGUACUUUGUCUGUCAGCUG